Molecule: messenger RNA, 642 nt
Organism: Drosophila erecta
Lineage: Eukaryota; Metazoa; Arthropoda; Insecta; Diptera; Drosophilidae
Product: V-type proton ATPase subunit F
Exons: 3
Coding region: 1-483 (160 amino acids)
Biological process (GO): monoatomic ion transmembrane transport
Cellular component (GO): membrane
Molecular function (GO): proton-transporting ATPase activity, rotational mechanism
Source: RefSeq, a predicted model, not a curated record
AUGGAUGCCAAUCGAAAAGGCGCCAAGAAGAACAUAGCCCAGAAGCAGGAAGCGAAAAUGUUGGUCGAUACAGGCGGCGGAUCCGCCAGCGACAGCGAUUUGAGCGACAGCGAGUUCCAAAUGGUGCAAUUCAUAGACGAUCCGAAUAUCCUGCGGGUGGCGAUCAUGGCCUCUCCCGAGGUGACCUUGGGCUUCCUGCUGGCUGGCGUGGGCUACCAGAAGGAUCGGUUUCGCAACUAUAUGAUGGUGGAAAGCGAAACGCCGCAGGAGGCUGUGGAGCGCUUCUUUCUCAUGGUUUACCGGAGAUCCAAUAUCGGCAUUGUCAUCCUCGACUACGACACGGUGAAGAGGCUGCGCAACGUGAUGCAGCGGUGUCACCAGCUGCUGCCCGUCCUGGUCACAGUGCCCAACAAAUCCUCGCUGACCACCUACCUGGACAAGAAGGAACGAAAUCGACGGCUUCGCCAGCGGGACGCCUAUUAGGAUUUCGAUUUAGGAAUCAGUCACAAAUUCGCAGCGAAGUUAGCGUAGAAAUACAGUAGAUAGUGCACGGAAAAUGCCAUUUAUAAAUUUGCCGCGCUGUCAAACGAAUUUACUUGGAACCCUUCAACUGGGGAUUUGAAUAAUGGAUGGAUCAAAUAA